UGCCAAGAUGGCGGCGAGCAAUUAUUAUGGAUUCACGCAUGGUGCCGGUCCGCAGUACAGCACCCAGCCAGCUACUGCCUACUCCCACCCGACCACAGCCAGCUACAGCGUGCAGCCGGCCCCUGGAGUGGCCCAUGCGGUGACCGCCUCCUACGCUCCCGCCACCGCCCAGGCCGCCCGGCCCGUGGCCUCAGCCCCCUACCCCGGGUACCAGGCCCACCCGGGGCCCGACUACGGCUACGCGGCCCGGCAGCAGGACCCCGCCCCCCAGCCCACCACCACCCCACAGACCUACCAGGUAUACAGCGACACGCAAGAUAACUACAGUUAUGGGCGUGCAGCGUCCACCACCAACUAUGAGAGUAAACAGUACUAUCAGACCAGUGCAGCACCCGCCCAGAGAACGCCCACAGAGACCUACUACCAAACAGGUGCGAAGACCGGCUACAGUCAGCCCAGCACGGUGUACAGUCAGCCCCCGCCUCCGCAGAGACAGGUCACGGCCUUAAAACCCAUCGCCCCCGCCAUCUCCGUGUCCACCAGCUACAACAUCUACCCCCCGUCCACUAGCGUUCAGCAGCCGCCCACCCCCAUCUCCUCCUACGCCCCCAGCUCCUCCUACAACUCCACCGCCGCCACCUCCUACUCCGCAGGCAUCAGCUACUCCAGCUACGACACGAGCGCCUACACCUCCACGCCCUCGUACUACCAGCCGGCCCAGCUGCCCCCGCCCCAGCCCCAGCCCCCGCCCCCCCAGCCCCAGCCUGCCGUGCAGCCGCCCCCCAAGCAGCUCACCAGCUCGUCCUGGAGCACCGCCGGCAGCAACAUGGUCACGGCGCCCGCCGUCAACACCUACAAGAAGCCGCUGUUCCACCAGAGCAAGAUGCCCAAGCCCAAGGGGCCCCCCAAGCAGCCGCAGCUGCACUACUGCGACAUCUGCAAGAUCAGCUGCGCUGGUCCCCAGACGUACCGGGAGCACCUGGAGGGCCAGAAGCACAAGAAGAAGGAGUCUGCGCUGAAGUCCGGGACGCAGAUGAGCAACGGGCUGCGCGGCGUGCAGACGCAGCUGCGCUGUGAGCUCUGUGACGUGUCCUGCACCGGAGCCGACGCCUACGCCGCCCACAUCAGAGGGGCCAAGCACCAGAAGGUGGUGAAGCUCCACACCAAACUAGGAAAGCCCAUUCCAUCAACAGAGCCGGUUCUGGUGAACUCCGCCCCUGUUGCCACGACGACCACAGCUGGUAAACCCGCCCCCCCCACCGUCACGCCCGCCGCGGCCGCGCCGGUGAAACCGCCGGCAACCAACCCCAGCAAAGCUCCUCCCCCGGUCAAGAAGCCCGCCGCACCCAAAAUCACGUUCGCCGCGAACAAACCCGCUGCUCCUCCUGCAGCCAAGGUGGAGGAGGUGAAGCCGGCCGCGCCCAAGUCGGACCCCCAGAGCGACGAGGAGUACGCCGACGGUCCGGGGGGCCCGGGGGACGUGCAGCCCGUCGGACACGACUACGUGGAGGAGGUUCGUAACGAGGACGGCAAGGUGAUUCGCUUCCACUGUAAGCUGUGUGAGUGCAGCUUCAACGACCCCAACGCUAAAGACAUGCAUCUGAAGGGCCGCAGACACAGGCUCCAGUACAAGAAAAAGGUGAACCCCGAGCUCCCGGUGGAGAUCAAGCCCAGUAACCGCGCGCGGAAGCUGCAGGAGGGCAAGCUGCGGAAACAGAAGCAGAAGGCCGUGCUGAAGAGGCAGCGCGACGACGAGCAGCGCUGGCACAUGGAGAUGAGGCGCUAUGAGGAGGACCUGUACUGGAGGAGGGUGGAGGAGGAGCAGCUCUACUGGGGGGAGCAGAGGCGCAGGAUGGUCCCCCCUCCCCUCAUGAGCCGGCCCGGGAUGCCUGUACCCCCCCUACUGCCCGCCCGCCGGCCCGACUCCCCCGACGACCGGCACAUCAUGGCCAAGCACUCCAACAUCUACCCCGUGGAGGACGAGCUGCAGGCCGUGCAGCGCAUCGUCUCUCACUCUGAGCGCGCGCUCAAGCUGGUCUCCGACAGCCUGCUGGAGAAAGAGGGCCCCAAGGCCGACGAGGCCGCCGGAGACACUGCCGGUGCGGACCCCCAGACCCGGAUGCUGAAGGGGGUGAUGAGGGUGGGGAUCCUGGCCAAGGGCCUGCUCCUGCACGGGGACACCACCGUGGAGCUCAUUCUCCUGGCGGCCAGGAAGCCCACCGUACCCCUCCUGAAGACCAUCGCCGAGCAGCUCCCCAAAGAGCUGGCGACGUUUUCUGAAGAUCAGUAUGAGGUGCAGGCACACCCUGAGGAAGCCAACAUCGUCAUUUUUUCCAGCAAGGAGCCCAAAAUGCAGGUGACCGUCUCCCUCACCUCGCCCCUGAUGAGGGAGGACCCUGCCGCGGAGAAGGACGCCAAGGCGGGAGAGAAACCGGCCGAGAAAGGGACGCCAGAGGUGGAGACUGAUCUGCCAGAUGUACUGGACAAGAAGAAGUGCCUGGAGUCCCUGGCUGCCCUUCGACACGCCAAGUGGUUCCAGGCUCGCGCAAAUGGCCUCCAGUCCUGUGUGAUCAUCAUCAGAGUGCUACGGGACCUGUGCCAGCGAGUGCCAACCUGGGGGAAGAUGCCCGGAUGGGCCAUGGAGCUCCUGGUGGAGAAGGCCAUCAGCAGCGCGUCCGGCCCCCUCAGCCCCGGGGAGGCCAUGCGGCGCGUCCUGGAGUGCAUCGCCACGGGGAUCCUGCUGCCAGACGCCCCGGGGCUGCUCGACCCCUGCGAAAAAGACCAAAUGGAUGCUCUUGAAAGCAUGACCAAUCAGGCCAGGGAGGAUAUAACCGCCAGUGCACAGCAUGCGCUACGGUUGCUGGCGUUCCGGCAGAUCCACAAGGUCCUGGGGAUGGAGUCGCUGCCGGCGGCCAAGGCCGGCGCCCGAAACCGCAAGCGGAGGAGAGACGGCAGCGAGACGGGAGAGGGGGAGGGCGAGGGGAAGAAGGACAAGAAGGAGGACGCCGAGGACGUCUGAAGAAGUGCCGAUGCCCGCUUCCCGUUUUUUUCAGAAGUCCUCGACCUUCCGUUUCUCUUGUAUUAGAUACACUAUACAUCCGUAACGAUCAUAAAUUCAGUUUUGCAUCUCACAGUGAGGAUUCGCGGUGGGCUAUGACGCGCGCAGCUCUUUCCCGUAAACCGUCUACUGUAGAUGUCACUAAAGAGUCGCGCUUUCAAAUUCGUUUAAAUGUCACUGAAACCGAAAGAAAAUUUUGCAUCAUUCCAUUGUAAGGAUCUUUGCCCCCCUCCCCCAACGCACACACACCUCCCCAUAGCUACCGAAUACAUGCAGUCCCUGUACCAACCACUGUUACUUUACUUUAUUUUUUUAAAUAGUGCACUUUCUUUAACUUUACCUAUGUCUUUUCUUAUAGAAAAGAAAAGCUGAAACACCACCUUGCAAAGGCCAGUUUAAGUGUUUUUAAUUCGUUUAAGAGAAGCGCGGUUUUUAUUUUUUAAGUUGCAUGUAUAGAGUUGUGUGCAGGACGAGAGGCUGUGGGCAUGCUAGGCGCUCUGGGGAAUAUUGUGCACAUGCUCCAGAGUGACGACUUGAUAUGUGCUACGUAGGUAUGAAGACAAAAGGACAAUUUUUAGUAAUACAUUAUCUUGUACGACGCUGUUUACAGUGCCCAGACUACAGGUGUAAGAAUUUGGAAAAACGUUACGCCUUGAAACCAUAAAUAAGCAUAGCAAUUACUAACCAGAUGGUGUUCACUGGAACCUUUUUUUUUUUUUUUAAAGAAAAAACCAAACAAAGUAAGCUAUGAAACGCCAUCUUUGCGCCAGUUGCUAAUUUGGUGCGUCUAGUGGGUGGUCGUUUCCUUUCAAGAUGGUGUCUCUUGUAAAACUUGACACAAGGGUGUGAACAUGAAUAGCUGAGAGCAGCGCUGGUUCGUGGGCGAUGACCCUUCUGAAAAAUGCACACUUAUGCCUCCGCUGCUUGAGUAAGAACUGCCCAAAGGGACACUUGGUCGAGGCGAGAUUGUGCGUCGAGUCAAAUUUGGAAGCUUUAAAAUGUAACCCGAGUAACCGCUCUAGUAUAAAGACGGGUUUCUCGCGCCAAGACGAGCUUUUCAGAUCUAUUUUGGAAGGCUGUUGUGUGGCCAGAACAGGGCGAGGAGAUGGAGCACUUUGAGACAGGCUAUGAGAAGGAUAUGCAGCUAUAUUUGGUCAACCACAAACGCCAAAGGUGUUUGGCCUGUCAUUGUUGAGCCUUGGGCUGGGAAAGAAAAAAGUGUACUUGUACACGGGGAUUUUUUUUUUUUUUUUGUAAUUUAAAAUGUUUUUUUUUUUUUUUUUUUUAAAUACACCUUUGGGUAUCCCCUACAGACGGGUGUUUGGCUCAUGUGGUCACACUUCAUUUCGUCUACAACAUUAAUUUGUGUUGUAUAAUUCAGGCACUUUGGAGAUUUCAUAUAUUUGGUAUGAAUAUAGGAAAAAAAACUAAUAAAUGUGAUGAAAAUCUGGAGAAGAGUUGGUAUACCCUUGAAAAAUGCACAGGUCUGAGUGUGUGUCUGUUUAUGUACUGAGCUUGUGCAAUUCAUGGUGAUUUCAAUUAAAAGGUUCACAUUUAACAUCUGAGAUAUUGCUGCCCCCCCAUAUUUGACUUUAAGUUCCGAGGAGGAUGUUACAAUCAAUUUUGUUUUGUAUGUGUAAGGACAGUGUGUACGUUGCUUUAAUAUUAUUUGAAUGUCGUUGUAGUGCUGCCUAAAAUCAAGAGAAAAUAUUAAAGAAACUAAGAAUA
This is a messenger RNA of Conger conger (European conger), 4786 nucleotides long. RefSeq names its product zinc finger RNA binding protein 2 (gene zfr2). Gene Ontology annotation, molecular function: double-stranded RNA binding; zinc ion binding; single-stranded RNA binding. The record is from RefSeq and is a predicted model, not a curated record. Lineage: Eukaryota; Metazoa; Chordata; Actinopteri; Anguilliformes; Congridae. Gene Ontology annotation, cellular component: precatalytic spliceosome. The transcript has 19 exons. The coding region runs from base 8 to 3019 and encodes 1003 amino acids.